Messenger RNA from Salarias fasciatus (jewelled blenny), 3186 nucleotides. It is a transcript of the gene pamr1a, whose product is annotated as peptidase domain containing associated with muscle regeneration 1a. Lineage: Eukaryota; Metazoa; Chordata; Actinopteri; Blenniiformes; Blenniidae. Gene Ontology annotation, molecular function: serine-type endopeptidase activity. Bases 207 to 2420 code for a protein of 737 amino acids. The transcript is spliced from 11 exons. Gene Ontology annotation, biological process: proteolysis. The record is from RefSeq and is a predicted model, not a curated record.
GGAGCCACUUUCAGCCCCACUAAUGACUGAAAGAGCCAAUUUCAUAGCAAAAACAAGCUCCGAGGAAGGAAUGGGUUAAUCUGCUCUGUCCAGGUUACAUGGAAAGACUCUGCCUCCAGGGCUUUGUUACUUUUUAAACAGAUCGCACAAAACUUUCUUUCUUUGGCUGUCAUCGGAGGCUUCAUGCUGUGAGUUUACCAACUAACAUGAUCAAUUUGCUCACAAGAAAUAUUCUGGACUCCACAGUUUUGUAUCUACUGCUCAGUCUUUGCCUCUGUGCCAAAGGGUGGACACAUGGAGACAAGUGCCCGAGCUCCAAGUGGAACGUCAUGUGUCGCCCCUGCUGUGAGUACCAGCUGAUCCAGUGCCGCUGCCCCUCAGAGGGCUCCAGAGUGGGCUACACCGUUCCCUGCUGCCGGAACGCUCUGGAUGAGUGUGACCCCUGCAUCUAUCACCCAGGCUGCAGUCUGUUUGAGAAUUGUAAAACGUGCCACAACGGUACGUGGAAAGCCAAUGACGACUUCUUUGUGAAUGGAAAGUUUUGCACUGAGUGUCGACAAGGCUGGAGUGGAGGAGACUGCAGGACAUGUGGAGGUGUCAUUCAGCGAGCUCAGGGUCACAUAGCCCUGGAGGGUUACCCAACAAAUGCCCGCUGUGAAUGGACAGUGCGAGCGGGAAGAGAAAGCACCAUCGAGCUCAGGUUUUCACUGCUCAGUCUGGAGGCUGACCACAGCUGCCGUCACGACUAUGUCGAGGUGCGAGACGGCGACGACUCGAGCUCCCCUGUGAUUGGUCGAUUUUGUGGGGAUCGGCCACCUCCUCCCAUCAGAAGUUCCGGAAGCGUCUUGCACAUUCUCUUCUCUUCGGACGGCUACAAUAACUUUGAUGGAUUUGUUGUCACAUUUCAGGAGAGUUCAGUUUCUACCUUGAAGACCACAGCCUGUGCGCUCCCAGAAAGACCAACAAAUGGCUAUUUGGAGCCCGUAUAUGGACCAGAGAAGGAGCUGGUGUUUGUAAACUAUCAGUGCCUUCCACCUUUCAUACUGACCGGCGUCCAGCAGAGGAGCUGUCUGCCUAAUGGCACAUGGAGCGGCACAAUCCCCUCAUGUGUGAAAGUCCAAACAAGCCCUGUCCGGUGUGCUCCUCCACCUAAACUGCUGCAUGGCUUCCACACGUCUGCAUGGGACACAGCUGGAAACAGAGAGACGAUCAAGUUUUUCUGUAAGAACUCCUACAUUUUGAGCGGAAGCCACCAGAGCACCUGCCUUGCUAGCGGCUCUUGGAGUAGCAGGCCACCCGAGUGUGUAAGAGCUUGCAGAGAACCCAAAGUGUCUGAACUUGUGCGACAAAGUGUUGUGAAGCCACAUCUUCUGGGAAGAUACACCGCCCUUCCUCGAGGCUUUCACCCAGUCCACACCAGCAUCGAGUACAGGUGCGCCUUGCCUCUCUACCGCCACACGGGAAACUCUCGCCGUACCUGUCUGAAGACCGGCCGGUGGAGUGGCCGGCAUGUUUCCUGCUCGCCGGCGUGCGGCCAAAUGGACCCUUUGAGAAGACGCGACCUUCCAGACGCUCAGUGGCCGUGGCAUGUGACCAUCUAUAUCCGCUCAGCUCCUGAUCACACCGUGAGCUCCCGCAGAGCCCAGCGGAGGAGCGCUUUGGGCCAGCAGGGGGCCUCAGAGGAGUCGUCAUUCUGGCACCUGGUCUGCAGCGGGGCCCUGGUGGCUCAGCGCAGGGUCCUGGUGGCCGCCCGCUGCGUGGUGGGCCCGGACGGCCAGAGGCCCCUCCACCCCGCGCACGUGAAGGUCGUCCCAGGCACGCAGUACCAGACAUCCAGGAAUUACCACCUCAGGGUUUCAGACGUUAUAAUCCAUCCGCGUUUUUACUCGGCGGCAGACUCAGAUGUCGCUGUGCUCAAACUGAAAGACAAGGCCAAGAUCAGCCAACGCGUGCUGCCAGUGUGUCUGCCCAAAGUGCAGGGAGGGGAGGUGACGGCGCAGGAGGCGUUCACCGCCAGGUGGACUUCACCGGGUGAUCACAGGCACCUGAGCCACUACGCUGCACUGAGCGAGACCAGAGCCGUCCAGCUGACCGACGUCGCUCAGUGCGAGAGAGAAUUUGCUCGAAGUGGAGCGCGGACCAGAGAGAUCGGUGACACUGCGCUGUGUGUCCUGAGCGAGCCGGCCAGUCCUCCGGGCCUCUGUCCCGCUGUUCUUCCAGGGAUCACAGUCCUGCCACCUCGGAUUCUCUCCUCGGGGAGACGCUCGCCGGGUCACGAGGAGACUCGGGAAGACUCGGGCGCCGGCUGGCAGCUGCUCGCCUUGGAGAGUUCCGUCGACACGAACAACUGCCAGCAGAGUCACUCGGUUCAGACCAAAAUUGGAAACUUUCUUGACUGGAUUGAAGAAAAUAUGAAGUAGAUGGAGAGAGCGCUCACAUUCCUCGGGAUUUCAGAAAAAAGUUUGGUGAAAUGAACUUGUUCAGGAUUACCAUUGCAACAACACACCAUCAGUCUCCUGCUAAUCCUAACAGAAAGUACAAGUUCUGCAAUGCACUCAAGUAAAAAUGACUUUCUUAAAGCACCUUAUAAGAACCACCAGUGUAAUAUCAGUCAAUAAUGCAAUACCUGCCAAUACUGUUCUAAUUUUAGUCAUUUCAGUUGUGAAAAAGCCAAUAAUGAAUUAAUUUGCCAAUAACGUAAAAGGAUGUUUGAGCCAUCAUCGUAAUAACAUUAUGCCAAUAAUCUAAUGGGAUAUUUCAUAGAUGUAGUCUGUGUUGCCAAUUUUGUGAAAAUGUAUAAAUAGGGCUGCGUUUCUUGAAAAUAAAAGCCUUCUCUGCAGGUUUUGUGCAGUUUGCUUAUUAAAAGUAGGUCUUGAACAUUCAUGUAAUGCAGCUCUGUCAAUUGUGUCUCUAUAUUUUUUACAGAACUGUCGGUUCUUACGUUAUUGGCUGAUACACACCUUGAAGCAUUUUGUGGUUGUGUGUUGGGAAAACUUACAAUCAGCCGCUUUCAUCUUUUCACUCUUAACUCUCAAUCGUUAAAACAAGCAUUGAGCCAGUUUGGAGAAAGAGAAAGUACACAUGUUUUAGCUAGAAUAUAGUACUUGGCACCUCAGUAACAGGGAAUACAGACUUCACUUGAACUGUGCGUUUUACCAAGCCCGCUUCUUUCUACAGCUUUACACA